Messenger RNA from Gigantopelta aegis, 4495 nucleotides. Its product is annotated as fatty-acid amide hydrolase 1-like. The record is from RefSeq and is a predicted model, not a curated record. Gene Ontology annotation, biological process: fatty acid catabolic process. NCBI's taxonomy places the organism in Eukaryota, Metazoa, Mollusca, Gastropoda, Neomphalida, Peltospiridae. The coding region runs from base 329 to 1945 and encodes 538 amino acids. The transcript is spliced from 17 exons. Gene Ontology annotation, molecular function: amidase activity; fatty acid amide hydrolase activity.
UUUUUUUUUUAGGUGCGUUGAACAAAGGUUGGAUGUACAUAGGAGUAAAUUACUUGAUUGGUUAAUUAAUCAACACAAAAACAGGAACGUGACAUCGAGCAACGCUUGGCCUAACGUUCGCGAAUUAUUUUAACAAUAAUCAUUCGAUUUGACAGUUAAUGGGAAGCGUAUGAACCAGUUUUGCGAACUUUUUUUUUCUCUUUUUUUUCACUCAACGCAGUAACAUUUCAACUGACUGCGAGUCGCGACUGAAUCGGUGACUUCGAUUACACUCAAUCGUGUUAUCUUGACAGUUGUACUUUGUAGCAAGGUGUAUAUCGUUUGAAUAAUGGCUUUCUUUGACGUGAUCAUGUGGAGCGACUAUGGCGGUGAUAUCUGUGGACAGGUGGCAGGAACUGCGUUUGUUGUCUGCGUUGGAAGCUACGUUCUUCUGAGGGUUUGGCGGUCUUACUGCAUAGACAGAAAGAUCAAAACAAAACAAGAGUCGCUCAAGAAAUCUCUCCAGCUGCUGUCGGAACAGCUUCGGACAGAAGGUGUUUCUUCUGUUCAUCGUGACAAAAUUCUGGAGCUGUCAUUGGCAGAAUUGCAACAGAAGUUACAGUCUGGAGAACUAACAGCAAUGGAAGUUCUGAGAGCCUACCAGUCAAAGGCAAUGCAGAUGAAUGAACAUUUGAACUGUGUUGUGGAACCAAUAUGGGAAGCACAGGCUCUUGCGACGGAGUGUGACCUUGAAAGCAAGAAGAAGGGGCCGCUACAUGGGAUUCCCAUCAGCUUGAAGGAGGCUUUCUAUGUGCAGGGCUAUGAUUGCACUGCAGGAAUGUUGCACUAUGUUGACAAGCCAGUGCAGGACGAUGCUGUGUUGGUUAAGGUUUUGAAAAGGCAAGGUGCCAUUCCUUUUGUGAGAACAAAUCUUCCACAGACAAUGCUCGGGAUUGAAACCUCAAACCCAAUCAGUGGACUAACGAAGAACCCAUGUGAUCAAACACGGUGUGCUGGGGGGUCAUCAGGAGGGGAGGGGGCCCUGAUUGGGGGCGGUGGCUCUCUCCUUGGGUUUGGAGAUGAUAUUGGUGGAAGCAUCAGGAUACCCAGUGCUUUCUGUGGCAUAUGUGGUUUUAAACCUACCUCUGAACGACUCAGUACACGUGGCAUAUUUCCUCUAGGAAGUGGGCAAACACUAGUGAGGGAUGCAGUCGGCCCGAUGGCUAAAGAGGUCGAUUCCUUGGUGUUGAGCAUGCAAUGUCUUACUGUGCCAUACAUGUACGAGUUGGAUCCUUUUAUCCCAGUGAUGCCAUUCAGAACGGAAGUAUAUGAGAAGAAAACGCCACUGAGGGUUGGUUUCUAUACAUGGGACGGCUGCAUCCACCCAACUCCAGCUGUGGCUAGGGCUGUAAUGGUGGCAAAAUCAGCCCUUGAGAAGAUGGGCCAUACGGUUGUGGAAUUCAAACCACCAAGAGCACGGGAAGCAUUUAUUGAGAUAUUUCUGAAAACUAUGUUUGGUGAUGGGUUGCAUGAAAUCCGAAAAGACCUAAAAUAUGACAGAAUUGACCCAGUAAUCAGAUUAACUUACUAUGGAUUCAGCCUGCCAUACUUCAUCAGGAGGAUCAUUAGUUUCUUAAUUCACUUCAUAGAACCCAUGACAGCUGAUGUACUAAAACUGAAAACCACCACUGUCGGUGAAUGGUGGAACCUUGCACAGAAGAUAGACGAAUACAAGCUUGAGUUUGUAAAGAGCUGGAGAAACAAGAAGCUUGAUGCAGUUAUCUGCCCUGCCCUGGCCUGUACCCCAGUACCACUACACAAAACAGGAGACGUAAUCAAUUCUGUAUCAUACCUUGGUCUCUUCAACCUGUUAAACUGUCCUUGUGGAGUUCUUCCGGUGACAAGAAUAACCAAAGAUGAUGACAAGAAACUUGCAGAUCCCAGUGUGUAUUCUACAGAAAUAUGACGGAGAAAGCCAUCAGAAAGUUGUGUCAAGGUUCCGUAGGAUUGCCUGUGGCCGUCCAGUGUGCAGCACUACCGUUCCAGGAGGAGGUCGUGUUGCGUGUGAUGAAGGAAAUUGAGACAGCUGUCAACUUCAAGUAGGAUGGAGGAACAGACAGACAAGACUUUGAGAGAGAGAGAACAUGUUGUAUACCAACAGGUUUUAUGUACUACAUCAGUAUUUAAAGUCAUGUAUAUAAAAUAUUAUACAGUAGGAUCUCGUUGGAUUGAACUCGGAAGGGUCGAAUACACCGCAGUGCGCAAAUCAAAAACGAAGUCCCGAGUUACACUUUCAUGAUGUUGACCGAAUGGUUAGGUCGAACUACCCAGUGGGUUGAACACUUUCUCGAGCACCGACGGGGUUCAACCCAACAGGUUUUAACAGUAGAUAUAUAUAUAUAUGUUUGUGAAGAACUAACUACUGUGGUGAUCAAAUCUUGUAAAUUACUAUUAUGUUUUGUAAAUGUUUUAACAGUGACAUUUUGAUACAGGUUUUUUGAAUUAAUGUGGUAUAUUUACAGUAUAUAUUUUUAUUUUAUCUUAGAAAGCAGUGAACUCUUUUACUAAUAAUUUUUUGGUGCAUACUAAAAUGAGGCCAGUACCUUUUUGUUGGCAUUAGUCAUCCAUUUUCAAAAUUAAUUUCGAAAUGAGGUUGUGAAAAUCUUUAAUUAAUGAUUUCUUGUUCAUUAUAAUUUAUAUUGUUGCCAUGGACAAUCAACUUGGUGGAUUAAACAUGAAAUUACCUCAAACAUACCAUUUUUCUCACCUUUGUUUGACAGUAUGUGAGGCCUAAUCUACGGAACUCUUCACUUACGCUCUGUUAUUAGUCUUAAGCAAUAUUGCAUUGUCCUUGCAAGUCUUUUUGCAUGGCACUGCAAAAUUGGAAAGUUGUGCGAGUUUAGUCAAUUAGGCCCCUCACAGGACUCGAACUUAAGAAUUUGUCUCCCAUGGUAAUUUUGUAAUGAAAUGCCACAGGUGAAAUGGCCCACUGACGGCAAGGUUGAGCCUGCCUUUGGCAGUUGUUUAAAAAAUGACAUUUUCAGUAAAUAAACAUGACUGAAAGGAUAUUUUGCUGUAUGAAGACAUUUCAAAUGUGUAAAUGCUAAUGUUAAAUAAUGGCAGAUAACGUACACCAGGGCCCAUGCUUAUAAAACUGAGUCCAGACUCCAUCUCUAAUGACGUCACACACAUACAAUUUGCAUGGCGUUUUCAUGACAUUACUGUAUCAAACUCUAUUAGAGUCUCGAGUCUAGACUCUAAACGUUUUAUAAGUACGGGCCCUGGUGUACAUUAUCUUCCAUUAUUUGUCUGGUGUAUAUAUUUUGACACAAAGGAACUUUAUUUAAUUGUUCUCUACUUACAGCAAUGUAUAUCUCAACAAUGGCAAUUGCAGUCAUUAAGUUCGAGCCCUGUCCUCUUGUAUUUGUUUUUGUGCUAUGGUGUUGUUAAACAUUCAUUCACUGAAACACACCAGAAAAUAUUUAUCUUCAAAUAUUUAUUGAAAAAAAACACACAAUAAAACUGCAUUUGAUGUCUUCAUAGGAUUUUUGUGAAUUCUUAAAAGUUCUAUAGUGAUUACUGAAAUUGAAAUCUUUGAAAAGUCUAACAUUGCGCAUACAUGGCAAUGGAAGGUUUUAAAUUGUGUUAUCGCCUUGUAUCACUCUGUUGCUCAAGCAAAUCUUAUAUUCAGUAAAUAUGUUUGUUAUAAAAAAUUGUUUCCACAUUUAUUUUAUUUGAGUUAGAAAACUGUUUUUCAUAACAAGAUUGUAAUCUGAUUUUGUUUUAUUUACCUAUUCAAAUUUUUCAUGUCCUCUACAUUGUUUUAGAAAACAUUUACUCAACUUACAUGUAUCUGUGAAAUAGUUCAAUAUUUCAGGCAAAUUAUUACCGCAAUAAUUUAUCAACUUUUUGUCUUCACUUGACAAAGUUAAAAGGCAAUAGCGUCAACCUUUGUGUUUUAAAAAAAUAAUUAAAUUAUAAUUUUUACAUUUAGGUCCUUGUUUUUUUUUACAAACUAUAAGUUCUAGAUCAAUGACACCUGAUUUUUAGUUGCACCUAUGAAUAUUGAUCUCAGUGCAUUUUUUUUUUUUAAUGUUAAUAUAAAAAAAUAUUUUUAAUUUUUAUUUUAUUUUUUUAAAGUUGAGUUUUUUAAGAACUAAAUUAAUCAUAGCUUUUGCAUUACUAGAGCAAAACUGAAUAUGUUUAUGGUAGGCAAUACAUUUAAUUCCGCGUAACUCAUGUUUUAAUAUUUCACAUUUCACAUCACAGUACCGGUAUUUCAUAUUUAAUUGUGCCAUAGUUGUAUAAGAGAGCAUUUACAGUUUUUGAAAUGUGUUGGUCGUAAUGGUGCAACUUACAUAUUUUUCGCAGGACCUUCACAAAUUUGAGUUCUGUCAGUAUCAUGUCUAACAAGAUUUCUUUCCUUUUUUUUAAAUUAAGGUUACAACGAAAUGUGUUAUUGACAUAGAAGUGAAUAAACUGUGGCUUCGUUUUGUUUUACCAAGCUUGAUCCAUC